CGCUGUCGCGGUGGUAGCGUGUAUAGGAAGGGAGGGCAAUCUUGUCCAGACUCUAAUAAGAACCCAAUGGCUGGCGCACGGCGGGCAGGAGCGCUUCAACACGACACGAGACACAAGUGGACGGACACAACAUCUCGAGGCGCUUGCUGGAGGCAGGAAUGGGAUGAGAUUCUGAGAAUUCGUAGAGGAGAUAUUUCACAGAGACCCAACAGUGAUGUAGGUCCGCGUCAGGUUUGCUAUUGCUGAACUGCCGGGUGACUGGAGAGAGAGGCGGUAGGUAAGUAGGUAGGCGACUGGAAGCUCGAGAAACACCUGCAUGGCAACAGGUACCUGUACCUGCAAAGACUGAUAAGGAUGAGAACUAUUUAUUUUUUAAUUUAUUGUGAACAGCAUAAAGGAUGAUAAAUCUUAAACAUUCUGGAAAGGAAAAUAGUUUUCAAGUGGCAUAAAUUAUUAAGGGAGUAAUCGAUAAAACAUUAAACUACAUAAGCAAGAGGAUAUAACAAUACAGUAGAGAUUAAAGUUCAUUUUAAAGAGUCAACAUGGAUUUUACAGAAGACCGGCGUCCCUGUACUUCCAGUGUGGAUUUUGAUCCAUAAUGGCCAACCUUGCUCUAUAGAAACAUUAGAACUCCUUUACAACUCAUGGUCUGGAAUGGACCACCACCAAGAUUUGAACCCCAUCAUUCAAAUGCAUUUAAGUGCCCGAGACGGGGCUUGCUUAGUGGGCACGGUGGAUCAUUGAAGGUGUCCCCAAUGAAGGUGUCCUCCUGGUUGGAAAGCCUGGCACGGCUUGGCCUGCUCGCUAUCUUCACGUGGAGCUCCCUGGUCCAGGGGUGCGGGCCAGGCCCUGGGUACGGCAACCGCCCUAGGCCCAGGAAACUCAUCCCCAUGCCUUACAAGACCUCCUUCCCCAAACUUUCCGAGAACAACCUAGGUGCCAGCGGGAGGGUGGAGGGCAAGAUCACACGUAACUCUGAACGCUUUAAUGAACUGGUGUGUAACUACAACACCGAUAUUAUCUUCAAAGAUGAGGAGAAAACCCUUGCUGACCGCUUCAUGACCAAGCGCUGUAAAGACUGCCUCAACAAACUAGCCAUAGCGGUGAUGAACCACUGGCCUGGGACGAAACUGAGGGUGACAGAGGCCUGGGAUGAGGACGGCCAUCACCCCCCUGACUCUCUUCAUUAUGAGGGACGGGCCGUGGACAUCACCACGUCAGACCGCAUCCCAGACAAGUACGGCAUGCUAGCCCAGCUGGCUGUGGAGGCUGGCUUUGACUUUGUGUACUAUGAGUCCAAGUACCAUGUGCACUGCUCUGUCAAAGCUGAUCACUCUGUGGCGGUGGAGAAAGGGGGCUGUUUCCCAGGCUGGGCCCGAGUGACCUUGGCCGGAGGGGGACAGAAGACCCUGGCCUCCCUGGGGCCUGGAGACAGAGUGUUGGCCCUGUCUGGGUCAGGACACAUCGUCCUCAGCCGCGUCCUUCUAUUCCUACACCAAGACCAUGAGAGCAGGUCCACUUUCCUGGUCCUGGCCACAAAAGAUGGCCGCCGCCUAGCCCUCACUCCCCACCACCUGGUCUUCCUUGCACCCCAUCACAAACUCCACUACAGUGAGUACAAGGCUCAGUUUGCCAGUAGAGCCAAACCGGGGGACUAUGUACUCGUCCAUGGAGCGGACGGCCGAGUACAACCAUCCAGGAUCACAUCUGUAUCGCAGGAGGAAGGGAUGGGUGUGUACGCACCACUUACAGAACACGGCACUCUGUUUGUGGAUGGGGUGCUGGCAUCCAGCUAUGCACUUAUAGAGGACCAUAGGCUGGCACACUGGGCAUUUGGGCCUCUGAGACUGCUGCUGUCAUUCACCCAGCUGGUUCGGGGGGAGGGCACACUGGGAGCGCAGGUCACAGAGGCAGAGAGAGAGCACACGAAGAAGCCCACUCACUGCAACACUCAACACAUUUGUGUGAAUCAGACACUCAACAGCCCAGGCGUGUAUGUGAAUACAAACACUUCAGACAGACAAAGCAGUUGCGCUGCUGUACCCAUAAACAGAGACAUUGAGGGGGGACACUGUGACUCUGUGCGAAAAGAGGUUUUGAGUGUGCACUGGUAUGCUAGGCUGCUACACAGAAUUGGACAGUUCUUUCUAGACCCAAAGACAUUUUAUCAUUAGGUUAAAGGCACUAUAGGCUCAACUCUGGUGCCUGUAUACCACUGAUAAUUACUACUGUAACAUUUCCAGUGUCCUACAGAUAAUUGCUAUUGUACUGUUACAUUUCCACAGUGUCCUAUAGAUAUUUGCUACUGUACUGUUACAUUUCCACAGUGUCCUAUAUAUAUUUGCUACUGUUACAUUUCCACAGUGUCCUACAGAUAAUUUCUACUGUACUGUUACAUUUCCACAGUGUUACAUUUACACAGUGUCCUACAGAUAAUUGCUAUUGUUACAUUUCCACAGUGUCCUACAGGUAAUUGCUACUGUUACAUUUCCACAGUGUCCUACAGAUAAUUUCUACUGUACUGUUACAUUUCCACAGUGUUACAUUUCCACAGUGUCCUACAGAUAAUUGCUAUCGUUACAUUUCCACAGUGUCCUACAGGUAAUUGCUACUGUUACAUUUCCACAGUGUCCUACAGAUAAUUGCUACUGUUACAUUUCCACAGUGUCCUACAGGUAAUUGCUACUGUUACAUUUCCACAGUGUCCUACAGGUAAUUGCUACUGUUACAUUUCCACAGUGUCCUACAGGUAAUUGCUUCUGUUACAUUUCCACAGUGUCCUACAGAUAAUUGCUACUGUUACAUUUCCACAGUGUCCUACAGGUAAUUGCUUCUGUUACAUUUCCACAGUGUCCUACAGAUAAUUGCUACUGUUACAUUUCCACUUAUGCUCUUAUUUUUCUACUGCCCUGUCUUUUACUAAAAUGUUAAACCUUAUGCACCCCGAAAGAGUAUAUUUGCAUUUUACUCACCGGUAAUUGCAUUGUAAUGUAUUUAUGUAUUAACAUUGUAUUUCCUCUUUUACACUCAGUAAAUGUGUUGAUGGUUGGUUUGGGUGCAUGUAGAGACUAUGUCUUCAAAGAUGAUGCGUUAUAGAAGGCUUUUAUACAGGUUAAUUCCUGAGAGAAAUGGACACCAUAAUAACGGAAUCAGCAUGUGUAUUGUCAAGAAUCCAUUGUACAUGUGUAUUGUCAAGAAUCCAUUGUACAUGUGUAUUGUCAAGAAUCCAUUGUACAUGUGUAUUGUCAAGAAUCCAUUGUACAUGUGUAUUGUCAAGAAUCCAUUGUAUAUGUGUCUUAUUUAGAUAACAUCUACAGUAUAAACCAACAUAAAAUGUGGGUUUCCUAUAUGCUUUAUUAUUCUAAAACAAUGAGGAAAAAUGAGUAUGUGCCAGAACAAAUAAAAGCUUUAUUUUUGUACCUUCUGAAUCAUAAUAUAUAAAUGUAGCAAUUUAUUGUAAUUAUUAUAACUAUGGCCUCAUUUGUUAUGUUCUCUUUUAAAGUUGUAAUUAAACAAAUUAUAAUACAUUAUUGUGUAAGUAAACCUUGCUUGUGUUCCUGUUUUACAUGUAGAUUCUCUCCGUUAAAUCCUUCUGUCUCUCCUAGGGUUUGCAAAUGACAUUUACAGAAGAUGUUAGAAUAUGUUUCAUUGAUGUUGUUCUGUCCUUGAACUGUUCUUGUCUAUUAAUGUCCUGUAUUAUGUCAUGUUUCAUGUGGACCCCAAGAAGAGUAGCAGCAGCUUUCACAACAGCUAAUGGGGAUCCUAAUAAAAUACCAAAAAGACUACAUGAAAAACUUGAGAAAUCUGACCACGGCCUAUAGUCAUAUUUGGAGCCUCCGAAUUACAGUGGGAGCUGUCUUCUUGGUGCAUGUGUACUGUAACAGAGCAUGUGUACUAUAGCAGAAAGGGUUCAAACUCAGACAUCCAGCAGAACUGGUGGGCCAGUCUACAGUAGUUAAUAAGAAACCCAGACUUAAUAUUCUCCCUUGCUGCCCGAUCUCUCUGUGUUUAUCUUAAUCAUGUUCUCCAUCCUGGGCUCCUGAGUAAUGGAAUCUCUAUGCUCUGAUUUUCCGAGUAUUUCAGUGUAUUUGCAACAUAGCUUGUUAAUGGUGACCUGUCCUGUCAUUGACACUUCCUUUCUGUUAUUAACCUAAACGAACAAUGCCUUGUC
Messenger RNA from Oncorhynchus gorbuscha (pink salmon), 4171 nucleotides. Its product is annotated as indian hedgehog protein-like. NCBI's taxonomy places the organism in Eukaryota, Metazoa, Chordata, Actinopteri, Salmoniformes, Salmonidae. The record is from RefSeq and is a predicted model, not a curated record. Gene Ontology annotation, molecular function: calcium ion binding; patched binding. The transcript is spliced from 3 exons. Bases 645 to 2174 code for a protein of 509 amino acids. Gene Ontology annotation, biological process: smoothened signaling pathway; multicellular organism development; protein autoprocessing.